Saxophila tyrrhenica is the source of this 723-nucleotide messenger RNA. RefSeq lists its product as uncharacterized. The transcript has 2 exons. The coding region runs from base 1 to 723 and encodes 240 amino acids. The record is from RefSeq and is a predicted model, not a curated record. NCBI's taxonomy places the organism in Eukaryota, Fungi, Ascomycota, Dothideomycetes, Mycosphaerellales, Extremaceae.
AUGGAAGGGAUGGCCUUACACAGGCCGGACAACGGUACGUCAAGCCCAGAGAUGGUAGCUCGCUUGCCGAAGCUGAUCUAUGGUAAAGGCGAGAAGGAUCACGACACGGUCGUGAAAGAGGCCAUUACGAGGAUUACCACCUUCGACGACACCACAUUCGACAACACCACCGUCCACGACGAGACAAUCAACAAGGUAGCCCUCGACACCGUCGUGGCCAUGUCGGAGACCGGCGCAGCUGACGCACCUCAAAAGUCGACGGAUACAACAUGCCACCUCCUUCGCCUUCGCGGCGAACUACGCAACCGCAUCUUCGAACUGAGCAUUGCUUCCGAGGGCUGUUAUUCUGGGCACGUGGGUAUUGAGAGCAGAAUUUCGAAAGGGCGUCUACUCCGUCGCGCCUGUCCUCAGCCGCCCGCCCUAGCUUCCACCUGCAAGCAAGUCAGACACGAACUCCUGUCAGCGCUCUACGGAGGAAGAAAGAUCAUGCUCUCUAGUUACACCAUGCAAUCGGAACAGAUUCUCAAGCUCUUCGCUGGAACAAGCAGAUCCUGGUUUCCAUACCUUCGCCACAUCACAAUUACAAUCUACGCUCGGAAGAUCGAAAUUGCAUACUUGAGCAUGCAUGUGGCAGAAACAGAAAAGCUUGUGGUGAACGUUCAAAACCAUUCCGGGGAGCCCGUAGCCUUUUGCACAUGCGGCGUCUCGCGGCAUGCAGCAUAG